AUGGCAGUCUGGAACAUAAGGGGAUUGAACCUUACCCUGAAACAAAGAGAGGUUCAGAUGCUUAUUUCGGAGAAGCGUCUUAAAGUUUGUGCUAUUUUGGAAUCGCAUGUUUCUGUUUCUAAUCUUGGUAGAGUCUGUAAAAAUGUUUUUCGCUCGUGGGAUUGGACAUCUAAUGGUGCUUGUUGCUCUCGAGGUACUAGAAUUAUUGUAGGUUGGGAUAAUAGUGUGGUGGAUCUCAUGGUUAUUGAUCAGACGGACCAGCAUAAUGAGUUGACAGAUAUUAAAAGCCACGGUAUGCAAUACACUUGGAACCAAAAACCGAAAAAUGGUGUGGGUAUUCUUAAGAAGAUUGAUAGAGUAAUGGGCAACAUUCACUUCCUCGACACUUACCCGGAUGUUUAUGUUUUGUACCACCCGUUUCGAGUUUCGGACCACACUCCAUUUAUUAUUAACCUUCAGAUCCUAAAGAAUAAUCGGCCCAAACCUUUUAAAUUUGCAAACUUCUUGGUUAACAAAGAUGGUUUCAUGGAUAGUGUGGCUGCAGUUUGGUCUAAAACGGUGCAUGGAGUGUCUAUGUACUCGGUUGUUAAGAAACUAUCUUCCUUGAAAUCCCCGUUGAGACGACUUCUCUUCAUGCAAGGAAAUCUUCAUGAUCGGGUUAAUGUUUUAAGGAAAAAGUUGGAUGAGAUUCAGGUGGCGAUCGAUGCUAACCCCUUGGAUAUUUCACUUAGAGAAGCUGAGGCUAAAUGUCUUCAAGACUUUCAAUCUGCCUCCUAUGAUGAGGAAUGUUUUCUGAAGCAGAAAUCUAAAGCGGAAUGA
This is a messenger RNA of Helianthus annuus (common sunflower), 819 nucleotides long. RefSeq lists its product as uncharacterized. The transcript has 2 exons. The record is from RefSeq and is a predicted model, not a curated record. NCBI's taxonomy places the organism in Eukaryota, Viridiplantae, Streptophyta, Magnoliopsida, Asterales, Asteraceae. The coding region runs from base 1 to 819 and encodes 272 amino acids.